AAACGCAUUUUCCUGCCGCACGUUACUCGCGUCAUUAUUUGUUGCUGUUUCGUGUAAUGUGACAUAGUUCGUGUACUUUACGAAAUCAGCGAGUCUUUGAAAUAAGAACGAGGAGCACUGACUAGUAAAUAUCAGCAGAAGUCGUGUUUUGCGUUGUUGAUUUGUUAGCUAGCUGGGUUAGGCUUAUUGGCCGCGGCCUGUGAGUUAGCUUUUAGCUUAGUUUCUGCAUGGAGCGCGGAAUGUGUCCGCCGCGAGGACCUUCACCCAGUGACGGGCCUCCUUUUGACGAGGGGUCUCCUUUUGACGAGGGACCUCCGCCGUUCUGGGGUCCACUGCCGCCAAGAGGUUGGCAUGGAGAAUGGGGACCACCUCCACCUGGAGGCUGGGGACCAAGAGGACCUCCGCCACCAGGCUGGGGACCAAGAGGACCUCCGCGACGAGGCUGGGGACCAAGAGGGCCACCUCCACCCGGCUGGGGACCAAGAGGGCCACCUCCACCCGGCUGGGGACCAAGAGGGCCACCUCCACCCGGCUGGGGACCAAGAGGCCCACCGCCACCAGGCUGGGGGCCUCACCCAGAUAACUGGGGGGUGCCUCCUGUUGAUUGGGGACCACAUCCUGAUGAUUGGGGUCUCCCUCCUGAGGACUGGGGACCCAAUGGUCCCUUGCCUCCUCCAGAAUGGGGUUUCCCAGAGGGUCCUGGUUGGGGUCCAGAAGGACCUCUGCAGCCAUGGGGGCCUGAUCCUGGACCUGCUGGUCUUCCACCCCUGCCACCACCACCUCCUGUUGGGAUUGCUCCGGAUCCUCCAGUAUUGGGGCAGAUUGGUGUGCCCCCCCCAGGUGAUGUUGCACCAUUUGGUUUCCCGUCGUGUUUACCUCCAGGCUGGACUGGAGAGCCCAUUGUGGAGGAGGUGAUGGUCAAUCCACCACCGGAUCAACCUGAGUGGAUCAAAGCGUUGAUUUCAGCACCACCAAAUGAAACGAUUCCUGAGGAGACAAAGAAUAAAAAAACUGAUCAGCAUUCUGCGGUCAUUAAAACACCAGCCUCCAAGCCUAAAGGUGCCUCUGACUCCACCAAACCCAAGCCUGCACCUGCCAAGCCACUUGGCCUGCUGGGAAAACGAACCUUUGAAAAACCUCCUCCAGGCAGGUCAACGGGGAUCAUCUCCUUCAUCGGGCCGAACUUUGGCACCAUCGAGAGAGAAGAUUUCACCAAGUUCACAUUCAGCUUCGAUGCUUUCUUUGGAAACCCCAAAGCCAUGACCCCGGGGGUCAGAGUUCACUUCACUGCCUGCACGGAGAAGGAGAGUAUGAUCGCAACAGACGUAAAAGUUGCUCCAGGUGGCACAGAGAAUGUGGACCCCGAGAUCUAUGAAGCUGUGGUCAGUCAGCCGAUCAUCGAACCUCAGCCUGGUGAGCGCCAGUACCCUGGACAGGUUCAUGUGACCAUUGGGCUGGUCAGGACAAACCUGAGGUAUGACAAGAAAGACAGCACAGUGACGCUGCUGAAGAAUGAUCUUGUGCUCAUGAACCUAUUGACAGACAUUGUGACUGAGAAGAGGAGGGCCACCAACAUCAAGCCCAAAAUCCCCACCACCUUCAGCUCCACCAACGAGACCAGGGAGAUGGGUGUUAUUGUCAAUGUGACAGAAAAUGAAGGCAUCAUCAAGUCUGACAACCACGGCGAGCUACCAUUUGAUCUCAGAGAAAACUUGAGUGAUGUUGACAUUUCACCCGAGGACAUCAAUGAGGAAGUGAUGUUCACUGUGAUCAUGCUGAGAGCCGGAAAACGAGCAAUCAGGAUCCAGCGGAUGAAGGAGCCCCUCCUUCUGACACUUGCUACUGCCACGGCCACAACAGACUCCCUAUUAAGUGUCACAACCCACAAGUCCUCAGACCAGUUGCAGUUGCCACCCAAUGUGAUUUUGGACACAGAUCUUUAUGAAGGCAUUGUCAACCAACCAGUUCUUAAGCCCACAUCCACCACAAAGGGUUAUCCAGGUCAGAUUCAUGCCAACAUCGGUCCUGUCCGGACCAACGUGACCUUUGACCACCAGGACUGUGGUGUUACUCUGCUGAAGAAUGACCAUGUUCUAAUCAACCUUCUGAUCAACACGGAGACAAGUAAGAAGACUGCGACGAACAUUAAACUAAAAGUCCCCUUCACCUUCAGCUACACAAAGGAGCAAAGAGAGCAGGCCAUUAUUGUCAGUCUGAACAAGGACGAAGGUGUUUUGAAAUCUGAAGUGCAUGGCAACCUUCCUUUUGACACCUGUGAGAACAUCAGUGACACAGAGCUGGACGCAAGUGACAUCAAUACCAAGGUGGAGUUUACCCUCUCAACGGUGAAGGAGCAGAAGAGAGCUGUCAGGUUAAGGAGGAUAAAAAUGAGGGAUGACCAAAUUCUGCAGGAGCAGAAACGACGUGAGCAAGAGGAGAAGAAGAAACGAGAGGAGCGCUGCAAAGAGAUGGAGAGGAAGAAGAAGGAAGAUGCAGCAGCAGCAUUGGCUGUUGCCAAGGAAAUGUGGACUCCGCUUGGCUUCAGAAUGAAAGAUCCUGACACACUGGAUGAGAUCAGCAAGGAGCGUUUUGAAGGGACUGUACUCAAAGCUAUUUCCAGAACUCCUCAUAAGGUGAUCAAGAAGGAGCUGGAGCAGGAAACGGGAGAACAUGUGAGAGCUGAGGAGGAGCACAUGCUUCCAGGAAAUGUGAAAGUGAAAGUUGAGAUAAAAACUGAAGAAGAGGAACAAGGGGAAAUAAAACAUGGAGCUGAGGGAAUGGGCGAAGAAAAAGAAAAGAGGAUUGAUCCAGCUGGGGAUGGAACUGAAGUCGUCGAAGAAGCAAGGUCGGAAUGUGAGACAGGCCGUGUUGUCAUGACAGUCAGCGGUCAGCAAAAACACCUUCCCUUUGGUGUGAAGGACCUGUUGACGACCGCCACCAUGCUGGACGGCGACGAGGUGCGCUUCAACAUCGCAACCCAUCGGGAAACAAAAGAGGAACGAGCGACCUACAUUGAAAUUCUGCCUGACUCCUUUCAAGAAUCCACUGAGCAACGCCGACAUGGUAUUGUGAUCGAGUUCUCAGAGGACUCAGGACUCAUCAAGUGUUCUCAGAACCCCCAGCUCUACUUCCACAUGUCCGAGGUCAUUGAAAAGAAGAAACUGGAGCUCAAUGAGAAGGUGGAGUUCAGUGUCGUACCACAUGAAACAGCUGAAGGUGGGAACCAAGCCAUCAGGAUAAAACGUUACACCGAGAGCGUGUUUGUUCCAGUCCGAAAACUGGGCGGUAUCAGUACCAACAAAGGAAAGAUGACAAUCAAGCUGACACAUUCUUCACAGGACAAAAGUGCAAAACCAGAGAUGGACAAGCUGAAAGCAGUGGUGAAAAAUCUCAGAGCAAAGGACAGUAAGAUCACUGACAGAAAGGAAUGUGGUUUCGCUCGCCAUAAACAUAGCCGCAGUCGGAGCAGGGGCAGGAGCCCAGCCAGAGAUGAGUUUGGACGGGUCAUCAAAAGAAAGCGCGGCACCAGUCAUGAACGUGAUGGAAGAAGUCGUCGAUACAAACACAGCAAAAGGCAUGGCAGCAGUUCCAGCUCAAGCAGGGACAGGAGCAGAAGCAGGGACAGGAGCAGAGAUAGAGAUAGAGCUAGAGCUAGCAAGAAGAGGACCAAAGUCAGCAGAGAGCGACAAGAUGGUCACAAGAGGACGAGAGAGCCAAUUCCUCCUCCCAGGCGUGGAGGUUGUAUGGAUGAUGAGCUAGCAAGGAAGAAGCGAGAGCUGGAGGAGUUGAAUGAGAUGAUUGCCUAUAAAAAGUCUCUGGUGGACAGGGACCCCAGAGAAUCUGAUCCUGCGCAGAGGACCUGUAUAGACUAUGACCAUGGCAGGAUUGCUGUCCCACUUACUGAGUACAAACCAGUCCGCUCCAUUUUAAAAAAUCGACCAGAGGGUCCAGACUACCACCGCCAUCCUCCUGACUAUUACGAUGGGCAUUAUAGUUCUUACCAACGACGACGAUACAGUGAUGGUUACAGUGACCCCUACGGAGCUCAUCCGUAUGCUGAUCGACCUUACAUUGACUCUUCCAAACCUGAAAUCCAUUAUGAUAGUUGUCGGUAUGGUGAACCUUCUUAUGGUGGCCCUCCCUCUGCCACCUACCAUUACACUGAUCGCUAUGAUGUGUAUGAUGAACCAUAUGAGGAUCGCUACUAUGAUGCACAAUAUGGAGACCGGCCUCAUGAUGAUCUGUAUCACCCUGCCAAACGUAGCCAGUCUCCAGAACCCAAUGAUCCCCCACUUAAUCCAGUUGACCAAGCUACUCAUUCUUCUACACAACCUCCAUCAGCUCAGCUUUCUUCCACAUCAUCUUCCCAACCACUUUUUAGACCCCCUUCUCCCACAGAACCUCCUCCCAGAAGCCCAUCUCCCAUACUGAAUAAAAUGGCACCACACCAGUCACCUCCUGCUGAGAAACCACCCCUGGACCGUUUCCUUGAUAUGCUUAAUAAAAAUGUGGUUGUUGAAAAGAAAUUGGCAAAUGUUUGCACCCUUGAUGACCUCCUGCCUCAUGAGCGAGCACUUCAAGAUAGCAGGGGCUUCGCUCAGAUUGUUGGAUUGGCUCCAGAACAGUCCGGCAGCAGUUUGACCAAAGAAGGGGAAAAAAAGUCAUCAAGCCCCAAACAUUCGUCAGUCGAGACAAUAAGUGAGGAAGCAAAAAGCCAGUCAGAACCAUAUGACAAGAUCCAAAGUCUUCUCCGGACAAUCGGACUGAAACUAAGUUCUGGAGAUGUAUCUAAAAUGACAACCAGAGCUCAGGAAGACCUGUACAUGCCCAAGUCUUCAUCCAGAGAAAGAGAGAUUAGCAGCCCUUUACCAUCCCCAAGGGAAGAGCACCGCACCAGGAGAACGAGUUCUGCUGAAUCUGAUCAUGUUCAUUCCCCCUCCCCUGCCAAGGUUAACAGUACUGAACUGGGUCACAGACAUCAAGCUGUCUCAGAGUAUGAAGGCUUUUUAGACAAGCAGGAACUACAGGCUCUAAAGAAGGCACAGAAGCUUCACAGUCUCACAAAAAUAAUGAAGAGAAGUCCCUCCUCUACUCUUUCAUCUAAAUCUGCCUCAGGACCUCCUCCUGAUCAGUACAAACAGCCGGUGAUUCCAGUCUCCUGGCCUCUUGGACCUGCUGUUCAGCAACCUUCAGUGCAGAGUUCCACAAGUGCGGGCAGUCCAUCUCGUCCUGCUGAGCAGCCACCUCAAAAAUUUGGAUGUCCUCCAGGUCCACCUCCUGGACCACCGCCACGCCGGCUUCCUUUACAGGUUCCUCCAGGCCCACCUCCUGGUCCUCCACCACGACGUCCUCCUGGACAACCUCCAUUUGCUCCUCCUUCCAGUCAUGCAGUCUUACCAUUUAUUGGACAGACCUUGGUGAAUCAGUCCCUCAGUUCCUCCAGUUCUUCUCAAUAUGCCACCAGCCAAGUAGCACCAACACCACCAUCAUCGAGUCCCUGUCAUGGGGCACAGUCAUCCUUCUCUACAACAGUGGCACGAUGCCUGAAGGUCAUAGAGCAAGUGAAAUCGCUUGCUGUGCAGCCUCCAAGCAAACAAGGUAAAUUGGUCAAGUUUAACUUGCCCACAGAGUCUGAAGCAGCCUCCAGCUCACAAACCAGCACCGAGAAGGAUAAUGUGAAGACAAAGCAGAAGGAUAAGUUGGAGUUAUACCAUCAGCUGGAGAAGAGAGAUCAGCCAUUUGAGAGGCAAGUCCACCAGAACCCAGCAGACAACAACAGCCCUCGGAUUUCUUCAGGUAUCACAGAUAAUCCCUUUGCAGGUUUUAAAAUCAAGUGACCUCAAAAACAUCUUUGUUUUAAGCUCAGCACACAGUGCUGCGUGUAUGCAAGAGGUCAGAUCAAUGAUGCGCCGUGCUGGUAGGUGGUGUGGAGAGCACGAGUCACCGCAUCUCAGUGACUCUGCUGCAAGAGUGGAGCCAGUAUAGGCCAGUGCUCAUUGUAGAACUGGGAGAAUUUAUUUAGCAGUGAAAUGCCUCAAAGAAAAAUUUCCAUUGACAGCUGUUUCCCAGCUGCAGUCAGGCGGGCAGCUUUGUCCAUGAACACGUUCAACUUCUGCUCUUUCUAGUGCUUGCAUGCUAGCUCCAUGUUGUAUCUGUAGCAGCAGAAGGAGAGGAUCAAUGUUGAGGGCAGCGUUCCCCACCACCUUGGACAGCAUGUUUUCGUGGAGCUGGAAAAUGGGCAGAGUGGCUGAGCUCCCAUAGCCACCUCUAAAACCCUAAUGUGCUAAUAUUUCUGCACGUACCUGUAUUGUUCAGGUUGCUUUCCAUGGCAGCAUGUCCUGGGAUGUGUCAGUUCUACAGACAUGAUUACUGGAGCCAGGUUGGCCUUGCGACACUGCACAGUCCAAUGACCGCAAUUCCGUGGAAAGUUGAGGUCUCUCCAUCAGUGUUAUUGGUCACUUUUCUGCAUGUAUGUGUGAAACGGAGAUGAGGAUCGAGCCUGUCUGCAACCUGCUGACAGACACUGCCGGCAGCAGGUAAUCCCAACAUUUGUACGGGAACCAUUUAGGAGGACAUAGUGUCUCUUGCCGUGCGUGCAGACCACGCUCUUCUGGUUGACCUCGUUAUGUCAGUCCUGCAGCGGUGGCAUAAGUCCAUGCUCAGUGUUGCAGACAACUGAGGUUUGGCAGAAGUCAUUUCUACUACCAACUGCGAUAGUGACACAAUCAAGAAACGAAGCCACCUGCUGUGUUGAAGUGAUGUCUUUGAUCCAUCUAUGUGGUGAAAA
Molecule: messenger RNA, 6787 nt
Organism: Thalassophryne amazonica
Lineage: Eukaryota; Metazoa; Chordata; Actinopteri; Batrachoidiformes; Batrachoididae
Exons: 21
Coding region: 228-5837 (1869 amino acids)
Source: RefSeq, a predicted model, not a curated record